UCUAGGUUGAUGUUAUUUGCAUUGCUUAGCUACUGACGCGUACUCGAAGGCAACUAAUUGUUAUUUAUGGACUCUUAAAUGAAGUACCAUUUUCGUUUUGAAUUAACAUUUCAAAAACAAUGUUUUACCUUGUAGAGGACAUUUGGUUUUGGAGGCAGAAUGGCCCAGAUUAAUUAAUGUUGUUUUCGUAAAUUAUUUUAGGUAGCUAACGUUAGCACGGGGUAUUUUUCUUUCACAUAAGUUACUAGAUAGCUAACUAGCUAGGUAGUGGAUUUUCAAAGAAAACAUGAUGGAAUUGGAGAUAAUUCGUGCUCAACGCUCAUUGUAUUUUUUGUAGCUAGUGGUGCGCGGCACUGCUAGAUAGUAACCUUCAUUUCUAAGUGGCUAACGUUAGCUACAGUAUCGUUAGCUAGUAAACAACGUCGUUCGCCCUUAGUGUUUGACAAGGCAUUCCACACACAAAUUCUCCGGUCUUAACUUGAUACCAAUGCGUGGGAUGAUGGCUACACAGGGCAGCCCUGUCAAGACUUACGACUACCUCCUUAAGUUCUUGCUGGUUGGAGACAGUGAUGUGGGGAAAGGAGAGAUCCUAGACAGUCUGCAGGACGGAUCAGCAGAGUCUCCCUAUCCCUACAGCAGUGGGAUUGACUACAAGACUACCACAAUCCUGUUGGAUGGGAGAAGAGUCAAGUUAGAGUUGUGGGAUACGUCUGGACAGGGUCGAUUCUGCACAAUCUUCCGGUCAUAUUCACGUGGGGCACAGGGAAUCCUGCUAGUUUAUGAUAUCACAAAUGGCUGGUCGUUUGAUGGCAUUGACCGCUGGAUCCGGGAGAUCGAUGAGCAUGCCCCGGGGGUGCCCCGCAUCCUAGUAGGCAACCGGCUCCACCUGGCCUUUAAGAGGCAGGUGCCCACGGAGCAGGCCCGCGCCUACGCCGAGAAGAACGGCAUGACCUUCUUUGAGGUCAGCCCUCUGUGCAACUUCAACGUCAUCGAGUCGUUCACGGAGCUGUCGCGCAUCGUGCUGAUGAGGCACGGCAUGGAGAAGUUCUGGAGACCAAACCGAGUGUUCAGCCUCCAGGACCUGUGUUGCCGGGCCAUCGUCUCAUGCACCCCCGUCCACCUCAUCGACAAGCUGCCUCUCCCCGUGGCCAUCAAGUCCCACCUCAAGUCCUUCUCCAUGGCCAACGGAAUGAAUGCUGUCAUGAUGCAUGGACGCUCCUACUCCGUGGCCACCAAUGCGGCGGGCGGCAGCGGCGGCGUGAGCGGCAACAACAGCAGCAGCAGCAGCAAGGGAAACAGUCUGAAACGCUCCAAGUCCUUUAAACCGCCUCCGAGCCCCCCCAAGAGUAGUAGCAGCAAAAGUAACUGUAACAUCACCUAGGGAUGAACUUCUGAGGCUUCCCAUUGGGCCUAAUGCUAUUGCUGUAUGGGGCACUCAGGGGCCCCAAUUUGGAGCUGCAUAAACGCACAACAGGAACUGUAAGAGCUGUGAGUGAGUCCAAUAUGGCUUUCACUCUUUCUUAGCCCCCUAGCGCCAUCUUGUGGGUCGCCGUUAAACCUACAGCUACCACCCACUGUGACCAGUAGAGCUCGCUAGCUUGUAGUUCUAAAACCCAGAAGUGAGUUACCUCUGGUUCGUUCAGCCUUUCCUAUGGGGAAAGAAUAGGGAUUUGGGAUAAACACUGAGAAUAAGGUCUGAGGUUAACACAGGCUUAGGAGAUCUUAUACAGUACACUUUGUUCUAUGAGAUAAUAGCAGUCAGUUAACAUGACCUUUAUUCAUUAUGAAGCCUUUAUGCGCUUUUUUUAUUACAUAAAUGCAUCAAAAUUCACAAAGUGACGUUAGCUGAUGAAGAUGAUCUCCUAGAACAAAACGUAUAAGAUCUCCUAAGCCUGUGUUUACCACAGACCUUAUUCUCAGUGUUUAUCUAAAAACGACAGUCAUUUUCCCCAGUCCAUCGAACCGUGGCGGAGUUAGUGCCUACAAAAAGACAACAUUACUAUUUCUCUCCAUACAGCCUCUUGGACUUUAAACUGUGACGUCAUCACUCACCUUACUGUCAACACUACAACAGAGUAUGAGGACUCUGAACAGAUUCACCGGGUAUAUUUAAGUAAAGACUUAUUGUACAUACAUGGUAAUCGGUUGGCUUGUUUUCCAGUGGAUUUUUUUGCACUGACCUCUUCCGUGAUUCGUCUUGAAUGUUUUGGGAGUUUGUGUUUGGGAUUGUGUUAUUAUGCCUGUCCGUUGACUUUGUCCCUCUUCAAUACUUAUAGCCUAUGUCUGGGUCGUGUUCAUUAGGGCAUGCGAUGGAAAACAUUUUGCAGCGGAAACCGAAAAUUUGAGCGUUUCUUAUUGAACAAGCUCAGGUUGUCCUUUCUUGUUUGUCUUUUUUAUUUUCAUUUGCUGCCUACUGAACAUGACCCUGGUUUGAUAUGGCUCAGAAACACAUUGAGUGAUUAUUCUUUCCAAAUCACACGGAUUUGCCAACAAAUAGAAACUUAAAAUAUUGAAACUGCAGCUAACCUUUUUUUUUUUUUUUACUCUCUGCACUCUGACAAAGUUUUCGUGUGUGUGUGUCUCUUUUAAUGUUACC
Molecule: messenger RNA, 2596 nt
Organism: Salvelinus namaycush (lake trout)
Lineage: Eukaryota; Metazoa; Chordata; Actinopteri; Salmoniformes; Salmonidae
Product: ras-related protein Rab-40C-like
Exons: 6
Coding region: 488-1381 (297 amino acids)
Biological process (GO): intracellular signal transduction; protein localization to plasma membrane
Cellular component (GO): synaptic vesicle; plasma membrane; endosome
Molecular function (GO): GTPase activity; GTP binding
Source: RefSeq, a predicted model, not a curated record